Dichotomopilus funicola is the source of this 261-nucleotide messenger RNA. Its product is annotated as ubiquinol-cytochrome-c reductase complex subunit-domain-containing protein. The coding region runs from base 1 to 261 and encodes 86 amino acids. The record is from RefSeq and is a predicted model, not a curated record. Gene Ontology annotation, biological process: mitochondrial electron transport, ubiquinol to cytochrome c. The transcript has 6 exons. NCBI's taxonomy places the organism in Eukaryota, Fungi, Ascomycota, Sordariomycetes, Sordariales, Chaetomiaceae.
AUGUCUUCACUCCCAUCCCCCCAGUACAAGAGCCCCUACGGCCCAAAGUACUUCUACCAAACGCAUGUUUCCGGCAUUACCACCCGGGCAUUUAUUAGGGGUGGACUUAACGCCGGUUUCUUCGGCGGCGUUGCCCUCGGCGCUCUCAUUUUCUACGCAUCCGGUAUCCCCAGAAUCCAAAAGGACAUUUUCCUGAACGUGCCGGUCAUCGGCCGCUACUACCCAGUAAAGGAGGUCCACCCCGCGGACAACCCGUUUUAA